GGUAGUAAACCCUAAACCCUUUUUGGGUCUAACCCUAGCUUAUAUACUUCCGUUACUAUUUCUCUCUCUCUCUCUCUCUCUCUCUCUCUCUUGGGACCAGAACGAAACCCUAGAGGAGUCUGACCAUGCGUAAGGUCAAAGGCGGCGAUCGCUUGGAUAAGUAUUAUCAUUUGGCCAAGGAGCGUGGCUUUCGUUCUCGAGCUUCUUACAAGCUUCUCCAGAUAAAUGCAAAGCACAAUCUCCUCCACAGCUCGAAUGCCGUUCUCGAUCUCUGCGCCGCCCCCGGUGGUUGGAUGCAAGUAGCAGUCGAGAAAGUUCCCGUGGGAAGUCUCGUUCUAGGUAUCGAUCUUGUUAAUAUCGCUCCCGUACGUGGCUGUGUGGCUAUCCAGCAGGAUAUCACGCGGACCGAUCAGUGCAGGUCGAAAAUCAAGCAAGUGAUGGAGAAACAUAAUGUGUCGGCUUUUGAUCUUGUUCUGCACGAUGGUUCUCCGAAUCUCGGUGGUGCGUGGGCGCAAGAGGUUAUGAGCCAGAACGCUUUGGUUAUUGACUCCUUGAAACUGGCCACAGAGUUCUUAGCUUCAAAUGGUAACUUCAUCACCAAGGUUUUCAGGUCUCGAGAUUACGAGUCUGUGCGGUACUGUCUUGGGGAGCUGUUUGAUGAGGUAAAAGUGUUUAAGCCAAUGGCGAGCCGUUCAAAAUCUUCAGAAACGUACCUGUUGGCUUUGAGAUACAAAGCUCCUGCUAAGAUUCCAUCUCAUCUACUCGAUUACAGACAACUCUUUAACUAUACAGCAGAACCCAAGAAAGUGGUGGUGGAUGUGCUUAAAGGAUCAAAACAGAAGAGAAACCGUGAAGGGUAUGAAGAUGGAGAGUCAGUUUUGAGGAAAGUUGCAUCUGCUGCUGAGUUCAUAUGGUCCGAGAAACCUAUUGAGAUUCUUGGCAUAGUUACUUGUAUAUCCUUUGAUGAUCAAGCCUCUCUACCUUUAAAGGAACAUGACUUGACUACAGAUGAGAUUAAAAUUCUAUGUGAAGAUCUUCCUGUUUUGGGGAAGAAUGACUUCAAGCAUAUCCUCAAAUGGCGAAUGCAAAUCAGGAAAGCUCUAACUCCUGAGAAGAAACAAGAAACUAAAGAGGCUGAUGUGGCAAAAGAAGGAGAAGAAGAAGACGAGGAUGAUAAGCUACUCAAUGAACUGGAAGAGCUGACAAACACAGUAGUUCGCAGGAAGAAGAAACGUGCAAAGAAGCUUCUCGCAAAACGACUUGCUAAUGUUACUGAUGCACAGAUACAUGCACUUGAAGAUGGCUAUGUAGACCAUGAAUUGUUCUCUCUUUCUUCUAUCAAGGGAAAGAUAGAUCUAAUGGCUGUUGACAAUGACCAAGAUGCUAACGACAAUGCCUAUGAGAGUGACAAGGAAGAAGCUUCAGAUGACUACAAAGACAGUGACAUAGAUUCUGAUGAAGAACGUCAGAGAGACACUGAAAAGAUGGAAGAGGUUUUUGAUGAGGCAUACGAACGGUAUAUGGUGAAGAAAGAAGGAAGCUCUAGGAAAAGGAAGCGGGCUAGGCUGGCCAACGCUGAGAAGCUGGAGGAUGGUGAUGGAGAGGAGGAAGAGAUGAGUUUCGAUUACUAUUUGGACAAGGAUGAGUUAAACCCUCUUGUGGUAGCACUUGGUGAUGAAGAGGAAGCGCAAACAAAGGAGGACGUAUCCAACCAUUGGUUCAGUCAGAAUAUAUUUGUAGAAGCUGUUGAAGAAGGAGACCUUGGAACUGAGAAACAAAGCAAAACUUUGUCUAAACCCUACCGAAAGUCAUCCAAGCAGACAGAGGAAGACGAUUUUGAGAUUGUCCCUACCCCAGAGACGGAUUCAGACUCAUCCUCUGAUGAUGAUGAUGAAGCUAAUACAAACAAGGCCGAGAUAUUGGCAUGUGCCAAGAAAAUGCAAAGGAAGAAGCAGAGAGAAGAGAUGCUUGACGAUGCUUACAACAAGUACAUGUUUGAUGACCAAGGCUUACCCAAAUGGUUUCUGGACGAAGAGAAGAGGCACAGACAGGUGGUGAAACCCAUUACGAAAGAAGAGGUCAAUGCAAUGAAAGCUCAGUUCAGAGAGAUAAACGCUCGUCCGGCCAAGAAAGUGGCAGAGGCCAAGGCGCGGAAGAAGCGAGCCAUGGAGAAAAGAUUGGAGAAAGUGAGGAAGAAGGCAAACACAAUAUCUGACACAGCGGAUAUAUCGAACCGCUCAAAGGACAAGAUGAUAGACAAGUUGUACAAGAAAGCGGUAGAGACAAGGAAGCCUAAGAAAGAACUUGUUGUGUCUAAGAAAGGAGUUGAUGUCAAGGUCGGGAAAGGUCAGAAGAGAGUGGAUAGGAGGAUGAAGAGUGAUGCUAGGAAGCGUGGAGGAGGCAAGCCCGGUAGGAAGGGGAAGAAGAGUGUCUAGAAAAGACUAAUGUUUUUUUUUUUAAGUUUUCGAUCAAAGUGUAAGACCAACACUAUGAAACUCAAGCAUUUUAGCCUUUUA
Molecule: messenger RNA, 2516 nt
Organism: Raphanus sativus (radish)
Lineage: Eukaryota; Viridiplantae; Streptophyta; Magnoliopsida; Brassicales; Brassicaceae
Exons: 8
Coding region: 126-2435 (769 amino acids)
Biological process (GO): maturation of LSU-rRNA from tricistronic rRNA transcript (SSU-rRNA, 5.8S rRNA, LSU-rRNA); maturation of 5.8S rRNA from tricistronic rRNA transcript (SSU-rRNA, 5.8S rRNA, LSU-rRNA); rRNA methylation
Cellular component (GO): nucleus; nucleolus; preribosome, large subunit precursor
Molecular function (GO): rRNA (uridine-2'-O-ribose)-methyltransferase activity; rRNA (guanine) methyltransferase activity
Source: RefSeq, a predicted model, not a curated record